Messenger RNA from Eptesicus fuscus (big brown bat), 2715 nucleotides. RefSeq names its product transmembrane protein 231 (gene TMEM231). Gene Ontology annotation, biological process: cilium assembly; regulation of protein localization. The record is from RefSeq and is a predicted model, not a curated record. The transcript is spliced from 7 exons. Gene Ontology annotation, cellular component: ciliary transition zone; ciliary membrane. Lineage: Eukaryota; Metazoa; Chordata; Mammalia; Chiroptera; Vespertilionidae. Bases 85 to 1035 code for a protein of 316 amino acids.
GGCAACCAGGAGAAGCCAAACUUGCUCAUCCCUUCCCUACCGCAAAGGGGUCUAGCGGGUGCGGACUCUCUCGGCGCUGUGCUCAUGGCGCUCUACGAGCUCUUCUCUCAGCCGGUCGAGCGCGGCUACCGCGCGGGGCUCUGCUCCAAGGCCGCGCUGUUCCUGCUGCUGGCCACCGCGCUCACGUACAUCCCGCCGCUGCUGGUGGCCUUCCGGAGCCACGGGUUUUGGCUGAAGCGGAGCAGCUACGAGGAGCAGCCGACUGUGCGCUUCCAGCACCAGGUGCUGCUCCUGGCCCUGCUAGGACCGGAGCGCGGCGGCUUCCUCGCCUGGAGCACGUUCCCCGCCUUCAACCGGCUGCAGGGGGAUCAUCUGCGCGUCCCGCUCGUUUCGACUAGAGAAGAAGACAGGAACCAGGACGGGAAAAUGGACAUGUUACAUUUUAAACUGGAGCUUCCCCUGCAGUCCACGGAGCAUGUUCUUGGUGUGCAACUCAUCCUGACUUUCUCCUACCAAUUGCAUAGGAUGUCAACAUUCGUGAUGCAGAGCAUGGCAUUUCUUCAAUCCUCCUUUGCUAUUCCGGGGUCCCAGUUAUACGUGAACGGAGACCUGAGGCUGCAGCAGAAGCAGCCCCUAAGCUACGAUGGCCUAGACGUUCGAUACAACGUGUCUGUCAUCAACGGAACCAGUCCUUUUGCCUAUGACUAUGACCUCACGCAUAUUGUUGCUGCCUAUCAAGAAAGGAACAUAACCACCAUCCUGACUGACCCCAACCCCAUCUGGCUGGUGGGGAGGGCUGCCGAAGCUCCAUUUGUGAUUAAUGCUGUCAUCCGAUACCCUGUGGAAGUCAUUUCUUAUCUACCAGGAUUCUGGGAAAUUAUAAAGUUUGCCUGGAUCCAGUAUGUCAGUAUCCUACUUAUCUUCCUCUGGGUGUUUGAAAGAAUAAAAAGAUUUGUGUUUCAAAAUCAAGUGGUCACCACAAUCCCUGUGACAGCAAUGCCCCAGGGAGAACUCUAUAAGCAGCACUUAUCGUAAGAAGACCAUGACUGGAAACUAAGCAGGACCUGGCUACCUCAUAUUGUCUUCUGAGAACUGCCACCUUAGGACACUUUUGAAAAGGGACCAUGGACACGUGCCAGCAUGUGUGUUUUCCCUACCAGCGACAGAGAAGAGUUCUAAUUUUUCUCUACACAAAUUCCGUAUCUUCUAAGUGCCUACCAAAAGCAUCAGAGACUAGUUUGUGGAAAGGUCUGAAAACGCUAUAAUUUGCUCUCCUGCCCCCCUUUUUUUGCCCUAGACUUGAAUUUCAAGAGAAAACUACAAUCAACUUAGACAUGUUGGAAAGAGUAUCACUUCUAGUCAAGCAGACUUUUGCUUCCUUGAACUGAGAAACAUGCUAUGCAUUUCUUCCCCCUAUUGUAAAGCACUUUUGACUCUUUUCAGGGCUCUCAGGACAGAUCUGCAAAUCAUUAGCAUUUCCCACUCUCAGGCACCUAAAUUUCCCAUUCAGAACUUUGAUUUCCAGAACUGAGAGGCCUUUAAGUGGAGAAUUGGAGAGAGAGGGAGUGCUCAAGAACAUGUGUGUGCACCCACGUGAGGGUGGGCAACUUGAGGACACUCGGACCAUCCACCUGCCCUCAGUCUAACAGACAUCUUCUGUCAUCAGCUCAGCUGAAAAGCCCUUUAUCCUGCCCUUAUGUGGCUGGCUCUGUGCCCUGCCUUUUGCUCUCUGUCUGUGCCCCUGGAGUAGCAGGCUGAAGUCAGAAGUGCUGUUUCAUUCACAAUCCUCUGGGCAACAGUGGGGGGGAAUAAGGAUUGUAGCAGUUUUUUUUUUUCUCUCUGACCCUCACCCAACAGCCUGGACACUUGCCACUCCUCCUUCUCGACAGCCUCUCCCCCUUCCUGAAAAGGACCUGGGUGACAGAGGACCUGUUGUUGGUAUUGGCUCCCUGCCCAACAACACAGAGUUUAUUUGGAGGGCUAGCGGGAAGCCCGGCUCCUUGUAUUUCCCUUGACUAAGGAACAGGGUGCCCAUCAGAGCAGGCAGCUUUGGGAGGGACACAAGGAGCAGUGGGGGCAGAAGGAGGAUGCUAGCCGCCGCAGCUCAGUCCAGCCUGGCCCAUAGCAGAAUGGUGAGCAGUCCAGCCAGAUGACCCUCAUGACUAAGCGAGUGUCUGCAGGAGAAGAGUGCUGGGAGAGGUCUUUGUUACACACAGGAGACUGAUUCUUCUCCUCCAAAGAAAACAUGCAGUUUCCUCAAAGGAUAGAUGGAUCUGCUUUACGAUCCUGCGAUGUCAUUGGUACUAAAAGGACACGCCCACUCUGACCUGUGCUUCAUGCCCAUUUAUAAACACACUCUUCAGUGUGUGCCUCAGUUUACCUUGGUGAUUCAGUUUUUAUUUCCAAACCACCUUUUCUUUCAGGCUGACCAAAAUAAGUGUUUGGAAACAAAGCUAUUUUGAAGUAUUCAAGCACACAAAAUCCUAACCGCGGCCCCUCUUUUAAACUUUAGGACUGCUUAUUUACAUACCUAAAAUUUUUUUGAGAUUUCAAUCAAUGAAAAUUGGUUGCUGAAUUUUGUGAAUUACAAAAAGAUGAGAUAUGGAAAGAAAGCUAAAGAUGUAUAGACAUUGCUUUGCAUUUUAUUAAAUUGUUUUAUUGCAAAAUUUGUAUAACGAACCAUGAUGUUUCAUAGCUUUCUAAUUAAAAUGUUCA